CCAAGCCACCACGAGACUCCCAGACCCAGCAUGUUAUUGUCUUGGCGCCGCUCAAAGCUUUAGGAGUUUGGGGUGACCCCCGCGUAAGAGGGGGAGAGGGCGGUAUAAGUAGACGACGAGCCACUAGUCUUUUGCUGGUGCUGAGAGGCAGUACAUAGCUGUAGUGAGGAACACUGGAAGUGGUGUUUGAAGCAGAAAUCUGAGGAAGAAGUGAGACACACGCUGUAGCAAACAUCUCUGCUGGCACUGAACGUGUGGAUGACUUACAGAAGAUGUACUCUGACAGCUGGUGUUAUCUAGACAGCUCUCACGGAGAAAUUUUAAGAAAAAAUCAUUGCUGACAACGUUUCUCUUCAAUCAUGUUGACUUGAUCAUGGCAGUCUCUGCUGUGUCGCCCUCAGUCAUCUGCAUCUCGUAUAUCUAAUAUUUACGUUUGAAGUCUUGUAUAUAAUGAUAGAAUAUAAUUAUAUACAGGAAAUUAUGUAGACAGCUGAACUUUACCUCAAGUUUUCGAAAACUUGUCUGAAAAGAGGAGACUGCCUUGUGUGUUUUAUUGAACUACUUCCUCACAUAACACCAAGAGAUUGAACAGUUUUAGUUUACGGACAUAAUCUGUAUAAAACUAACGAAGUAAACAAAAGUUCUGGCGGCAAGAAUAGGACUACCCAAGACGCUGCCAGACCGCGUGUGAAGAGUAACACACAUAUGAAGGGAGGAAACAGUGCCACCAUCACAUCUGGUUGUUCUCCAUAAAUGACACACAGAAGAUUUGUUUAACAUUCUCCAGGAAGAGGCAGCUGUCACUGUGUCACUGAUCGAGAUAAAAGUAUUUACUCCGAAAUAACGUUGCGUGAGUGACCUAUGGGUUUAAUAAUUGUGGAUGUGACCUUGUUUACUUUAGGUCACCAAUCUGGUGGUUGACAAAAACUUACGUUCGGGUGUGACGCUCGUUGGUGAACAUUUAUGUGAAUGUCAACAAUUGUAGAAGGAAAUGAAUAGGUGUGUGCUGACAAACAUCUAGGGCAAGACGAGGCCCUGGUGUGGGAAAAAGUGAGUGGUCAAAUCUGUGUGUGGAGUGUGGUGAGAGGUCAAAUAUUUCAGAUUGUCGAGUAGAGUGUAGAAGAGUGGUGUGAGGUCAGAUAAUGUUAAGGACUCUGUGACUCAUAAUGGGUAAUAAUGACAAGUUUCUCAGUCCCCACCGCAUCGUGGGCAUCAGAGGCGACCGGAUAUUCUAUGUUCGAGAUACUGGCAUGUCUGUCCCUGGGUCAAGGAAAGAGUCAUUGGUAGAUGACAGUCUCUUCCAAGGGGUGACAGACUUCAUCACCAAGAAUCAAGAGAAUGGCCGCACCCUCACAUCCUACGACCUCAUCUCCAGGACGCUACACCAGCUGGCCCGAGAUGGUAACAGUGAGGUAUUGUCAUCAGCGCUGGCACGCCUCGGGGAACACGGCCGUCGACGAAUCAACAACCUGGACGGAGACAAGUUGUCUCCCCUCCACUAUGCUGCCCGAUAUGCCCAUGCCGACACAGUGAAAACUCUAAUACAUGCCGGCGCCAACGUUAAUAUCCGCGGAGAAGACAAGCUCACGCCUCUCCACUUUGCUGCCAGGUACCGCAAGCAAAUUAAACCAAACAGGAGACAUUCACCAGUUCCUCCCCCACCUAAAGAUGAUGAUGACACGGAAACUGAAGAAGUUGAAAAUUCCAAAGGAGAAGAAAAUCCUGACCUGACCAUCACUUCUAAUGAGUCGGAACGUGCGAUUGGCAUUGGAAGCAUUCCUGAAAACUCUGUCAUCAGGAUCCUGGUGGAAUGUGGUGCUGAUGUCAACGCUCGUGAUAUAUACGACCAGAUACCCUUGCAUUAUGCUGCAAUGAGAGGCAAUGAUCCCGCUGCCAGGGAUCUUCUUAAAUGUCCUCAUAUUCAAUAUGAGGCACGCGAUAAGCAGUUAAUGACUCCACUCUUUGUCUCUGCAACCUUUGGGUAUGUGGAUAUCAGCCGACGUCUUAUUCUAGCAGGAUCAAGCCUCUUCUCAAAGGAUGAAUCAGAACAAAUACCUUUGCACCGUGCUUCAAUGGAGGGCCACAUGGAAAUUAUUGAGUUACUGCUGACGUCUGCAUCAACAGAAGGUGGGGAGGUGGUGAAGCGCUUAGUGAGUGAGCGAGACAGUGAAGGCCAGACAUCACUUCAUCAUGCUGUCAACAAUGGUCACAUCCAGGUUGCUGCACGCUUGCUAGAUGCAGGCGCAGAUGUUGAUGCUGUGCGAGACACCCUGGCCACACCUCUUCAUGCUGCAGCUGCGGUUGGCGAUACAGACCUAAUUAAUUUGUUAUUGGAGAAUCAUGCACGGCUGGACAGUGUUGACUGUAACCAACAGACGCCUCUGCAUCGUGCCGCUGACCAUAACCAAUCAGCAGCUAUUAUCACCUUACUUGAGGCUGGGGCUAAAAUUGAAAGAAGAGACAAGGACUCCUUCACACCGCUGUUAGUUGCAGCGAGUGCAGGCCAUGCAGCAGCAGUGCAGACUCUUUUGGACCAUGAUGCUGAUGUGGAGGCAUUUGACAAGGAUGAUAAAACUGCUGUAUUUUGGUGUGCUGAGCAAGGCAAUGAAGAGGCUUUAGAGGUUCUUUUGAAUAACAUUCACUGCCAAGAACUGGUAGACGUGAGUGAUAGAUAUGAUAACUCACCAUUGCACGAGGCCGCAAAACACGGCUACAUGAUCAUCAUUAAUAAGCUACUAGAGGCAGGAUCUUUAGUAGACAAUAAGAAUGAAGAUGGGGAAACAGCACUUCAUGUGGCAGCUGAAGCAGGUCAUGUCAAAGUGGUGCGGGAAUUGAUUCAUCGCUACAAGUUUCUCCUCUCGGAUGAGAAUGAGGAAUCUAAUACACCUUUACACUUAGCCUGUUUACAAGGACAUACAGAUGUAGUACGGACUCUCCUGGAAGCAGGAGCAGCUGUGGAUGCCACAAACUCCUCUCUCUGGACACCACUUGACUGUGCAUCUGCCAAGGGUCAUGUCAUGUGUGUUCACCUGUUGCUUGAUUAUGACUCUCCAUUGGAUCCUCUUGAUAAGACAAAAACUACCCCCUUGCAAUUGGCAGCAAAAAAUGGCCAUGUAGCUGUCAUCCGACUUCUACUGGAGAGAGGAGCUUCACUGACUGCAUGUGAUACUUCAGGCAGGAAUGCCUUAGAGCUUGCUAUUGCUGCUGGCAAAAAGGAUGUUUGCAUGGCGAUCAUAAAGUCUUCUGAGUGGGAAACAAGCCUGAGGAAUGUGAGGAUAGACCACAGGGACCGAAGAAUCACUCCCUUCAGAAUGCUUAUCAAAAAAUUUCCAGAUGUUGCUGAGGCCGUGCUGGACAAGUGCACUACAACCAAUGGCAUGGAUUCAGAUGACAGAAGAUUUGCCGUAUCAUUUAAUUUUGAGCUUGUGGAUGACACGUAUACGACUUAUCAAUAUGGCAAUGACAUAGAUUCACUUGCUUCAAACUCAACCCUUGAAUCUCCAUUUGAUGAAGAUGGAUUUUUGUUAGACCAUGCAGAACCAUAUACAACUGAGGCAAGGGAACUUAAAGAGAACCAUCCAUUAAUGCUUAUGGUUAAAUACAAAAGGCUGAACCUGCUAGCUCACCCUGUCUCCAUCUCCCUCGUCAAGCACAAGUGGAUGAAGUAUGGCAGGUUUGUGUACUACUCAGUGCUGAUAUUCUACAUGGUCUUCCUCACCUUUCUUACUGGCUACAUCCUCACAGCAAGGGACUGGGCAUCAGUUGAGAAAAAGUUAAACAACUCCCUCAUGGUGCAGUCAGCAAAGGAGCAACAUUCUUGUGAGGCUUUAAAAGAUGAAGUGGACCUUACAGAUAGUGUCUUUGUGGUAGCAGGAAAAUGGGUGAUUAUCGUGAUGGCGGUUAUCAACAUUAUGCGGGAGAUGUUUCAGUUCUACCAGGGAUGUUGUAAUAGUCUUAUGGCACGUCUCAACUACAUUGGCUUGGAAAACCUUAUGGAGUGGUGCUGCUACAUUACCGCUGUGGUGCUGGUGUGGGACUUUAAUGACUGUUCCAUUAGACAGAAUUGGCAGUGGCAAGUUGGAGCAGCAUCAAUCUUUCUAGGAUGGAUGAAUCUACUGCUCUUUAUUCGCAAGUUUCCUUUUCUGGGAAUCUUCGUUGUCAUGUUUACCGAUAUCUUUGCCACCUUCCUCAAAUUCUUCACUGUCUUUUUACUUUUCAUUGUCGCUUUUGCUCUCGCCUUCUACACGGUGUUAAGAAAUCAAGAACCCUUCAGUACACCAGGCCAUGCACUCCUCAAGACAACAGUGAUGAUGAUUGGAGAGUUUGAGUACGAUACCAUUUUCAACGAAGAAAACCUCAUAUAUCCAGAAGUCACAUACACACUGUUUGUUGUCUUCCUGAUCCUGAUGUCCAUUCUGAUCAUGAACUUGCUGGUGGGUCUGGCAGUAGAUGACAUCAAAGCUGUACAAGAUCAGGCUAUUCUCAAGAGGCUUGCCAUGCAAACCCAGAUGGUGUUAGAUGUAGAAGUUCUAAUCCCAGAAACACUUAGAAGGAUCCAGGUUGUUGCCAAGAAAGAGGUUCAUCCUAAUGCUCGUCAUGGGCUAUUCUCCAGACUAUUUGGGGACUUCCAGCUCAUAAAAACCUUUGAUUUUGUUUUGGAUGAUGAACAGAUGAAUGAACAGGAGGCAAUGCGGCGUGACAUGACACACUUAAUAACAACAGUUGAAGAUCUUCAGUCACAGAACCAGCGUCUCCGGGCUCUCCUAAUUGCCCUCAUCAAUAUCAGUAAUAAUGGAAGUAAAGGGAAUUCAGAUCCUGAUGUAUCUAAAUAUGUGUGAAAGUUACUUAAAACUAUGUAUUUAUGAAUCACUGGGUUUGAGACGCAUGAGCAUGUUGAAGAGAAGGUAAAAUUGUUCUGCAUAUGUGGUACUGUUCUGUACUGAGAGGGUACCAAUACUACCAGAGGAUCUUAAAACUAUGUAUUCACAUUAAUUACUCUUCAGUAAAUGCAUCUAUAAGUAAGUUCUGCACAAGGUGACAGUGGUAAACAGUUUGAUAUAGAUUGUCUGUCUUUGCAAUCCUUAAAUACUUUUUCACGUCUGUCUGUUAGUUACAGUACUGAUUUCUUAAUGCCCCUUAAGUUUUCCAUUUAUUUCCUUUAUUACCUUUCACAAUUUCAAGGCUUGGCCAACACUUAACUGAAAGUGCAAUUUUUGCCCAGGAUUUGCCCUACAGUAUAGUACUCUACUGGCAUUCAAUUCAGGGGAAAUGCAUGGCAGCAAAAUACUCAAAGAGGGAAAAGAUGGGGAGAACCUCUGUUAAACACAUGUAAUGCUCUGUAUAUUGCCAACACAAGCAAUAUGCCACAUAACCUGAAACUCCACAAACUGGUAAAAUAAUAUGAACCUAAAGUUAAUUUAAAUAAAAUCAAAGUUUAGGAACUGAACGAGUGUAAGGGUCACACUUUACAUACUCUUACAGAUAUGCAGUAAACAAGACUAGCAUGCUAACUGGUGAACAAAAGUGUUACGAAAUCCACACCAAAUUAUUUACCUCUUCACUUUCUCUUUCUUUUUUAAAGAGAUAAAAUAAUUUUUUAUUGUGUUCAAUCAGCUUGAUAUAAAUUUGAAUUGAAAUAAGAGACUGAAUUGUACAUCAGACAUGAAGUUCAUACCAACCUAAUGGAAAAGAACUUAUAAAAUAUAAUGUGUACAAAUACUGUACAGGUACAGUGCAUAUCUGCAUUGAUUCAUCAGGAAUCUGUUGUGGUAAGUACUUGGUUACUCAAUCAACUUAAUAUGAAUAACUUGAAUUGGAAUAUUUUAGAUAUCAGUGUAACUAAAACCAUCUUUCUUGUAGUGGGCCAAUGAUAGUUUGUUGGUGUUCUGUUGUUAUCACACAUACAGCACUUAUUGUAAUAAUUUUUUAUGAAGGCAUUAGGCCUAUGUCAUAGAGUAUUGAUCUGUCCAGUUGUCUCUUAAUGGUGGAGACCUGACCACCCAGUACCUCCUCAGGUAAACUAUUCCAUGCAUCCACAAGACUUUACAGAAUCCUGUCUAAACCUUAUCUUCAGGUACCUUAAUACCUCUCCACUCACAAAAAUACAUUGUUAAUAUUACAGCUUGUUGUUAAUAACAGAUUGUUCUUGGAAACCUUUUUUAGAAAAUACAGUAAUCUUUCUUUUUAUGUAGCUAGAAUGGUACAAUACAGAAACUACAGUACGUACUGUAUAAAAUUGCAUCAAUUAAUUCCAACUUUUUAAAACAUAAAAAUUAUGAUAUGUUAAAAACAUAUGCAUUUGUCUUUAAAAUCUCUACAGUAAAUACUAUACAGUACUUUAAUGUGUCUGCAGCUAGAAUUAUACCAUACAGUGCUGUAAAAGGAAGUCCUAUAGUGUUUCUGAAAAUAUGGUUCAUAUUACUUCAAAUUUCUCUUUAUAAAGCAAUCCAAAAACCAUGUUAAAACACAGGCAACAAAUACAACCGCAAAGUAGUUCUAGCCAGCAAAUUUUUUUUUCAUCCAAACACGUGUGUAUGUUAAUAGAAAUUUAUAUUCAGAUUUGUAAUCAGACUACAAUAUAGCAGUUAAGGUGAGAAAUAUCCUUUUCAGUGUAUCUGUGCUGAGUUCUACAUGGUUUUAGAAGAGGAUUCAGUGUGUCAAGCAAGACAUAUAUUAUAAGGAAUACUGUUUUUCAGUAAUGUACUACGUACAUUAUAGAUAAUGAAUAUUUUAUCUCGGUGUGAAUCAAAUGAUCUAAGUAUACAGUAUAAAUGUUAUAUAGGGGUAAAUCUAAUUAUCAUAGAUAUUCAUUGUAUGUGUGGUACUGUACUGUAUUUUUGCAUGCAUAAUGCAGUACAGGUAUUUCUAAUAUUAUCACUGGAUGCACUUUUUGAUGUCUCUUGUACAAUAAAAAAUUUCAAAAUAAUGCUUAAACAGACAUAUGUGCUCGAAUUAUAGUACAGGUUACUGAAUAAUUAAGUGCUAUGCCAGACAUCAGUGUGUAGUUUCAGGAUAAUAAUUUGAAAAGAGUUACCAGUUGUUUGAGAGGAAUUUGACUGCAGCAAAGAUACAAGUUUGAAAUGUUGAAAAUUAGUUAGGUGUGAAGUGGGAGUACAGUAUUGUAUAAUGAGGUGGAAGAUGACAGUGAAGUAUGCACAUGAGUGGUUAAGGGGCCCAGUGACCAGUUUCCUGCUUCAUCUGAUGUGUACAGGAGGAACAGCUGUACACAAAGAAGAGCUCAUAAAAAGUUGUAACAUUUUAAGUAACAACAGAGAUCUGACUUUGAGUUCUGACAUGUAAGUCAAAAGCAUGAUACUAUUUUGCAUUUUAAGAUUUAAACUGACAAGUCAAAAUAAUUGGAACAUAAGAGUGACAAACUUCCUAUUUCUUAUCCACAAAACAUAUUGCAGCUACUCUAUAUUUUCUUCUGUACAGUACACUACUCUGUAGAUGUAAAAUGGGCAAGAUUAAUAAGUUAUAAAACUUAUUGUUCUGCUUUUAUGGACUCUCCACUGCCUUUUUCAAUAUGAUAUUCUAUAUUAAAAUCACUGACAUGUUGACUGUCUCUGAAUGGUUGGUGCCAAAAGUGAAACUGUCUGAUUUAUAUAUAUAUAUAUAUAUAUAUAUAUAUAUAUAUAUAUAUAUAUAUAUAUAUAUAUAUAUAUAUAUAUAUAUAUAUAUAUAUAUAUAUAUAUAUAUAUAUAUAUAUAUAUAUAUAUAUGCAAGUAAAUCACUGUAUUAUAACAUACAUAUAUUUUCAUAUAUUGUUUUAUUUACUAACUUAUAAUGUUAAGGUGAAUUUCCAUGUUAGUUUUAUCAUGAAUUCAAUGAAACCCGAAAAUAUUACAAAUAAAUAUUAUGUGAAA
Messenger RNA from Homarus americanus (American lobster), 7865 nucleotides. RefSeq names its product transient receptor potential cation channel subfamily A member 1 homolog. The transcript is spliced from 26 exons. Gene Ontology annotation, biological process: monoatomic ion transport; transmembrane transport. The record is from RefSeq and is a predicted model, not a curated record. Gene Ontology annotation, molecular function: protein binding; monoatomic ion channel activity. Lineage: Eukaryota; Metazoa; Arthropoda; Malacostraca; Decapoda; Nephropidae. The coding region runs from base 1167 to 4838 and encodes 1223 amino acids. Gene Ontology annotation, cellular component: membrane.